AUGGAGCCACUGAGCACAGAUGACUCCAUGGAAUUGUUCUUUAACAAAGUAGGCUGCAAGACUGAAUUAUCUGAACACCUGAAGAAAUAUGCAGAAGAGAUCAUAACAAAAUGCAGUGGUUUGCCACAAGCAAUCAUUAUCAUAGCUAGUGUUUUGGCAAGUCAACCAAAAAACUCAGAGCGGUGGUCCCAUAUUAAGGAAUUCUUAUCUUCCAGAAAUAAUAUAUCUUCGGAAGACUUGUUAAGAGAAAUAAUAGGACUCAUCUAUUAUACUCUUUCGGAACAAGUGAAGACAUGCCUACUAUAUCUUAGUUUGUAUCAUGAAGGGUACACAUUCAUGAAGGUUGAUUUGAUGAAGCAAUGGACCGCUGAAGGUUUUAUCACUCCAGUGGCAGGUAAAGAUAUUAACGAAGUUGCAGAGUGCUAUUUUGAUGAGCUUGUUGGCAGGGGACUUGUACAGCCUAAUCUCAAUUUCUCAGAUGAGGUGAUGUUCUAUACAGUGCACUCCACUAUCUUUGAAGUUAUUAAGCACAAGUCCAUAGAAGAGAAUUUCACCACUGUAAUAGACUACUCCGGAACUAUUCCAAAGCUUUUUGCAAAGCUGAGAUAUGUGCGGAUUACAACUGAUAUUGUCAUAAAGCUACCGGUCCGUAUGCAAGGACUAAAAUAUUUGGAAACACUGGAAAUAUAUGCAAGUUUAUUGACAGUUCCAUCAGAUAUCGUCCAUCUCCCGAAACUGCUGCAUCUCCACCUUCAAGGUGAUAUAAAGCUGCCCGAUUAUGUUGGCCAACUGAAAUCCCUACGAACAUUGCAGAGUUUUGACUUGAGAAGCAACUCUGAAGACAAUGUAAAGAGCCUUAGUGAGAUGGCGAACCUGCGUGAUCUUCAUAUAACCUGUUCUACAACAUCGUCUGAUCGUCUGAACAGAAACUUGGUAGCUCUGGCUUCUUCGAUUGGGAAACAUGAAAGCCUAAAAUCUCUUACUCUUGCUCCAGGUGUUUCAUGCCCGAGCAUUUUCACGGACUGCUCCAGUAUAGUAUCUUCUCCACCUGUUUUUCUUGAGAAAUUCGAGUUGUUGCCACCCAUUUGCAUAUUUUCAAGACUUCCUGAAUGGUUUGGACAGCUCCAAAAGCUAUGUGUUCUGAAAAUUGCUGUUAGGGAACUGAGGAGGGAUGAUCUUAACAGAAUUGCUGGAUUACAGGAACUCACUGUUCUCUCGUUGGACGUCAGGCAACCAACUGCAGAAAGCAUUAUCUUCAACAGCGUGUCGUUCCCAUUUCUGAAAUAUCUCAAAUUAAGAUGUUCCGUCCUACGCCUUGCAUUUCAGGCAGAAGCAAUUCCAAACCUCCGGAGGCUCAAGCUAGAAUUCAAUGCCCACAGUCGAGAGCAGUACAGUGAUAUGCUUGCCGGCAUUGAUCACUUGUUAAGCCUCCAAGAGAUUAAUGUACGAAUUGGGGUAGCUCCUGGUGCACAGGACUUUGACAAGAUGGCAGCAGAAUCUGUAUUCAAGGACAUCAUUAGCAAGCAUUUGAGGCAUCUGAGAUUCAACGUACAAAGGGCUGAUUUCAUUGAGGAAGAUCAGAUUCCCCAAGCUCCUGGUUUAGCUACAACUUCAUCUCAUUCAGAUGGCCUACUUUAUAUGCCUACUACGGUGGAUGUCACCAGACAAUCGAGUGAGAUAGAAGUGGUUCCGGUCCCACAAGUGUCCCCACUCAAUGAUGACAAUGUGACAAGUGAUCGAGACAUACAAACAAACCUGCCUCGCAAGUUUGGAGAAUGGGAAGAAUGGAAUGAGAAAGAUCCCUCCACAGGUGAAGGUUAA
Miscanthus lutarioriparius is the source of this 1821-nucleotide messenger RNA. NCBI's taxonomy places the organism in Eukaryota, Viridiplantae, Streptophyta, Magnoliopsida, Poales, Poaceae. The record is from the annotation of a GenBank genome assembly.